AUGGCCACCAAAGAAUUCAAGACCUAUGCGACGAUCCAUUCGGGCUCGUACAUCCUCAUCGUCCUCAUCGCCGUCAGCGAGAUAUUUGCGUCGAUCACUGGGCUCAAGUAUGCCUUCACCAAGGCUUCCAAGAACAUGCGCUCGCUCGUCAUGUUCAUCUUCCUCCUCAUGACCGCGCUGUUGUCUGCCAUUGGCGAGGCCUUCGUCUCGCUCUCUGCUGACCCGCUCUUGGUCUGGAACCACGGUGUCAUGGACAUCCUUGCGUUCUUGACUGGCCUUGCGGGUACUCUGUCAGUGACCGGAGAGCAUACAGGUGCUUAA
Messenger RNA from Psilocybe cubensis, 321 nucleotides. RefSeq lists its product as uncharacterized. The transcript is spliced from 3 exons. Lineage: Eukaryota; Fungi; Basidiomycota; Agaricomycetes; Agaricales; Agrocybaceae. Gene Ontology annotation, biological process: transmembrane transport. Gene Ontology annotation, cellular component: membrane. The record is from RefSeq and is a predicted model, not a curated record. The coding region runs from base 1 to 321 and encodes 106 amino acids. Gene Ontology annotation, molecular function: transmembrane transporter activity.